AAGUUUUCCUCUGAUUCAAGACACAGUUUUAAAAGGGAAGCUGAGUGUCCCUGAGCUGAGGGUGACGCGCUUAAUGAACCGCUCGAUCUCCUGUACCAUGAAGAACCCUAAAGGAGAGCUAUUCAGCUAUCCACCAAAUAGCCAGACUGUGGCUGUCCCGGCGGCCAGGGCCCCAGCGCAGAUUACCACGAGGCAGCUGAUUGAAUUGUUUUUCUCAUCCCAGGCGGGCGGCCACUGCAAGAACAUUCCUACCUUGGAGUAUGGCUUCUUAGUGCAGAUAAUGAAGUACUCAGAACAGAGGAUCCCCACACUUAAUGAGUACUGCGUGGUUUGUGACGAACAGCAUGUCUUUCAGAAUGGAUCCAUGCUGAAGGUACCAGAGGCAAAUAAGAGAAACACGUAGAUGUAUAAGUAAGAGAUGCAGAAAUAUGAACCCUUAUAUAAGUGGAAAACAUAUCAGUAAAACUUGAAACAUGAUCUAUGAUUUUUUUUUUCUGUCAGUAAUAUACAUAUGCAUUUUUCUGGUUGAAGAUUUUCUUGCUUACUUAAUAC
Neolamprologus brichardi is the source of this 552-nucleotide messenger RNA. NCBI's taxonomy places the organism in Eukaryota, Metazoa, Chordata, Actinopteri, Cichliformes, Cichlidae. The record is from RefSeq and is a predicted model, not a curated record.